GCUGGUAACUGCUCUCAGGCGAUGGAUGUGGGCCUCCAGUUGCUGACCCCUAAAGUAGACAUUCCUUAGCUUGAAAGUAUAGCAACAAAGGGAAGAAAAUCCCUAAAAUGUCUCAAGAAGCAAUAGGGAACAAGAAAAAUAAUGACUCUUCAAAGGCUCUCUGCCUGCCAUUUAUGGUUGCUGGACAACAGGUAGGCCACGUGCCACCAUCUGUAGUCAAAUAUCUUUGUCAGUAUCCAGAUGUUUUCUCAGUGUCUCGGGGAGACGACGCAUCUGCUUGCGUGGAGCUUAACACACAAUUGGUGUCCUAUGAGCAACGAACAGCUGCUGUGCAGGGGGUACUCAAGAAACUAAAGGAACAGCAAGCCUUCCCUUGCCUGAAAGAAUGGAGGGAGGAGCUCUACAGUGUGAUGCCUUAUUUUUGGGACACACCUCUCUUCAGCAUGGAGCGUGCUGCGACCCCAUUAUUGGGCGUGAAACGCUAUGGUGCUCACCUGAACGGCUACACUUGGCAAAAUGGUGAGAUGUGUAUGUGGCUGGCCCGUAGGGCCCUGAACAAACCUACUUAUCCUGGCUUACUGGACAACCUGGCUGCUGGUGGCAUUGCAUCAGGGCUGGGUAUCAGAGAGACACUGGUAAAGGAAUGCCAGGAAGAAGCUUGCAUCCCUGCCUCUCUCACUGCACUUGCCAAAGCUGUUGGCACUAUCAGCUACACGUAUGAGGGUGCACAAGGAGGCAUCUAUGCUGAAUGCCAGUUUGUAUUUGACCUGGAGCUGCCUGAAGAGUUUGUGCCCCAGGUGGGAGACGGAGAGGUGCAGCAGUUCUACCUCUGGCCACUUGAUAAGGUGAAAAAGGCUAUUGGAUCUUCAGAUUUCAAGCCGAAUUGUGCAAUGGUGGCACUAGAUUUCCUUAUCAGACACAGCUACAUCCAACCUGAUGAAGAGCCUCAUUAUGUGGAGCUGGUGGAAGGGUUACACCGAACACUAUAAAAGGGCAAGGCUACCCCUGUUGUUGAUACAAAGGUCUUCUCUGGUUUUUGCUGGACAAACAAUCACUAAAGGCUGCUAUUGGAGAUGAAUCAAGCUGGACUCCAUGACAUCCAACAAUGGCUGCCUUCAUCAAACCAGGCUUAUGGGCAGAGUUUACAGUUCAGUGGAAUACUAUGAUAGACCACAUUAAUGUCUUCCUAUGGUAUAUUUAUGCAUGGGAGCUUCCAGAAAUGCUUCAUAAUUGCAUGAGGGCCAGGAGUGCACUACUUCUCCCAAAUGUAAAAAUCAUCUCUCAUCCAUUUCAACAUUUAAUUAAAAAAAAGUCAACCAAAA
Rhineura floridana is the source of this 1322-nucleotide messenger RNA. RefSeq lists its product as uncharacterized. Lineage: Eukaryota; Metazoa; Chordata; Lepidosauria; Squamata; Rhineuridae. The record is from RefSeq and is a predicted model, not a curated record. Bases 108 to 989 code for a protein of 293 amino acids. The transcript has 8 exons. Gene Ontology annotation, molecular function: protein binding; RNA binding; 8-oxo-dGDP phosphatase activity.